This is a messenger RNA of Schistocerca gregaria, 3860 nucleotides long. RefSeq lists its product as uncharacterized. Gene Ontology annotation, molecular function: protein binding. The record is from RefSeq and is a predicted model, not a curated record. Lineage: Eukaryota; Metazoa; Arthropoda; Insecta; Orthoptera; Acrididae. The transcript is spliced from 2 exons. Gene Ontology annotation, cellular component: extracellular matrix. Bases 97 to 3126 code for a protein of 1009 amino acids.
CCCGUUGCGUUUAGUGGGCCAUCGAUCCUCGCACAGCCAACAAGCAGCGUUUUGCGUCCUCAGCUGACUGACGGAAUACUGCGUCAUCGUCUCCCCAUGGCGGGUCUCAAGUUGCUUGCGGGGUUCUUCCUCGCCGCAUAUCCGCUGUUAACUUCCGGAAACGGCAGUGCCGACAGGCAGCUGACAUCCGUGAGCCCCGGAGACAACAUUGGCGCUGAGGAGAUCCCAGUGGUCUGCCCCUGCAUCCAGUUCAGCCCAACAGUGUUCGACUGCUCGCAACACCUUCUGGAGACUAGACCAGAUGACGUCACGGAGCCUUACGAGGGAAUGACACCGUCACAGUACCUGGGAGACGAGGACAUCGACGCCACCACUGCUUCCCCUCCAGAUGAAGUCCUCUCCCAUAGAGAGGAUAUGCGUCCAACUGAAGUAUCGCCGAGGACAUAUCUUGACCAGUAUAAUUCUGGAUUGGCAACCACGCUAUCUCGACAUAAUGGUAAUGGAGUGGGACUACCUACCAAUCAAGCUUUUCCACGAAAGAGAACUAUCAGGAGCUUACGUACCCCAGGAUCGACCAGAGGUGACACUCCAAGUCUCGAUGUCUAUAGACUUCGAGAUUCACAGCCUGGCAGUAAUAAAGAAUUGAUGGGAGGGAUACCUAGUAUUUACAAAUUAAUGGGUCACACACGAGAUGAUAAAAUGCCCAAAGAUUUGAAGACUGUAGCUUCCAAAUUCAUCGAGAGAAUAGUUAAAGACACUCAUUCCAGAUUCGAUGUCCUUAGGCGACUAUCACUGCAGUUCAUUAAUGCUAACAGAGGUUGGCCGACAUCAAAUUUUGGUCUCCAGCAGAGGGGUGAAUCCACUCUGCAACUGGCAGGAAAUGAAGAAACUCCAGUAACUGGUGGUAUUCUAAAAGAGGUUCCUGGUUCAGAUCUGAAUCAUCGAAGAAAUACAAGAUACCUCUUACCUGUUUUGGCAACCACUGUAACCAAACAACAUGAUACUGGAGUAAGUACAUCUGUCAACGAAGCUAGUCCUCGAAGGAGAGCUAUCAGACGCUUAAAUAUCCCACAGCUGACGAAAGUUGACCCUCAUAUCCUUGGCGUCUAUAGACGUGGUAGUUCACAAUCCAGAAAUAAAGAAUCAUUGAAUGGUGGAACUGCUAGCAGUAACAGCGGUUUUCUCAAACCAGUGGAAGUUCGCCGAGAAGUGAAAGUAGACACAGAUCGGAAGACUGUAGCCUCCACAUUCAUCGAGAAAAUAGUGGAAGACACUCACUCUGCAUUCGAAGUCCUCAGAAGACUCGCGCUCCAGUUCAUUACUGCUAAGAGAGGCCGCCCAGCAGCAAGCUCGAGCAUCAAGAAAAUGGCAGAGGGCACUUCUCAGUUGCCAGAGGAGGAACCUACUUUAACUGGUAGUGCACUCAAAGACGUCUCCGUUUCAGACCUGAAUCACCACAGAAAUUCAAGAAAUAUCCCCGCCAUAUAUCAAACACUGGUUGAUACUUUUAUGCCCUCUCAGGACAUCAGUAGAACUUUGCAUCUGAAAGAGAGACCACUGGAUGGUAGAGAUCCAGCUGCAGAGAAAAAAGAGAAUUAUAAAAGAACCCCUCACCAUCUAGUCAACCUAGGCCACUCAUUAUAUAGUAAGGGCCCCAACAAUAGAGUCUCUGAGAAGGAAAGUCAGUUCGAGAUAUCCAGAAAAUCGAUAUCAGUCGGCAAUAAACUGAGGAACAGUAAAGAGCAGAAAUCAACUUCACCUCCACAUGUAACCAUCGACCCAAAAGUUUCCCCAGGAGCUGUAAUUCCAGGUUGUGUUCCUGACAACGUAGAAACGCUGCACAUGGGCGCAACGAAACUGGGACACAUAACGAACCUCACCUUCAGCUACUUGACGAAAUUGGUAUUUCUCAGCCUCAAUGACAGCGGUGUUGUAUCUGUCUCGAAAGACACUUUCCGCAGUAAUAACGAUCUGGAGGAGCUCAUCCUCGACUGGAACCACAUCAGCACUCUUCAUGAGCACACCCUCCAAAACAACCCAAAGCUCAGAGUAUUCUCAGCAUUGAUGACUAGGCUCUCUACCGUCGACAGCAGAUUCUUCGACCACUGUCCACUGCUGGAGAGUGUAGCUAUUUCCAAUAACCUAGAGGACAUUCCUCCAACACUCUUCAGACACAGUCCUCUACUGAGGUACGUCGAUCUCCAUUUUAACUGGCUGACAGACAUCCCCGAAAGUAUAUUUUUCUGGAGUCCUCAACUCGAGUGGGUCGACCUGAGCUACAACUCUAUUUCAGAGCUCCCCGAGAGUCUAUUCUUCAACUCUGGACAACUACGUUCAGUGAACCUGAGUCACAACCGUAUAUGGUCCCUUCAAGAAGAUACCUUCUCUAUGACCCCACUGUUGGAAGUACUCAAGCUGGACGUCAAUGAACUGUCAGUCAUGCCUCCAAAGACGCUGGCCAAGUUGCCAGCCUUGAAAGAGCUGACCCUACGAGGGAAUCAUCUGUCGCAUUUGCACGAAGAAACCUUCUCGGCCAAUCGCGAGUUGAGAGUCCUUGACCUCAGCUACAACAAUAUCGAGUCCCUCCCUGAGGGCAUUUUGCACAAUCUGCUGGAUCUCCGACAGCUCCUACUAACGGGAAAUCUUUUGACAACUCUUGGAUCCGCAACAUUUGUGAACAACGGAAAACUUGUGAAACUUAACUUGGAUAUCAAUCGUAUCCCCAGUCUCCCACAAGGAAUGUUCCACUUUACUCCUGAACUGAAGUCACUACAUUUGGAAAGUAACGAGAUUUCCUUUAUUGACGUUGAUGCUUUCGAGAAGACAGCCAAACUGCAGGAACUGGACCUUAGUACAAACAAAUUAAGUAAUCUCACCGAGGUACUGUUGGCUGUAGGCGAAUGCCACAACAUUAAAACACUUAGCUUGCUAAACAAUCCGUGGACUUGUGAGUGCGGAAACGGCCAAUAUAUUGAAAUUCUGCGCAAAUUUAAAACAGAAUCUUUGUACUGUGUAAGCGCUGUUGGACUCAUAUAUGACGAUUUCGAGGAAUUCUUGAAAGAACCAGAGUGUACAGUAGCUCUAGAGAAAGAGAAUGAAGAAGGACGAUUAAUGAAAAGAGACUGAAAUGUCAGUUAAUUUUAAGUAUUUUCAGCCAUAAUGGCUAUGCUGGUGAACCGUGACUGUGUGGGAAAAUAAUUUAUUUCAAGUUUGUGCUACCAGUCACUUUUUAUUUUAUGCUUAAUCUAACAUAGUGCGACGCACUUCAAACAUGUUUUGUUCAUCUUCAAGCGUUUGUACAUACAUAUGUAUGUAUGUAUGUGUGCACAUAUGUAUGUAUGUACAUAUGUGUGUAUAUACAUACGUAUGUAUGUAUGUAUGUAUAUACAUAUGUAUCUAUAGAGACACUUGAAAUAAAUAAAUAGUUAAUUUUAUUGAUAAUAAAGAAUUAUGAAAUAAUAAUGCUAAGAUGUCUUGGUUAUAGCUUACUUAUUAAUAAAAUUAUGUAUAUUAAAUAUGAGUGGUAUCUGACUUUCUUAAUUGAAAAUAAUUAUAACAGUCUCGGACCUUCAACUAUUGUCCAUUAGUAUGGUUGUAGAUCUGAAGAUGAUCAUGUGAUGAUCGAAACCGCUCACGUUUCAAAUAAAUAUGCCAUGCGAUCUAGACUGUUAUAAUUACUUUUUCAAAAAUUCGUAACUGAAGCUUGGAGAAGAAAUGUUCUCUAACCACUACUAAUUCUGUACUCCUGUAUGUGUGCUAAGACAUUUCCGCAAUAAAGUUCAUUAGACAAACCAGUAUUUUGCUGCUCUGUCUGCCAGCUUUGUAAUAACAAAUACAAAAUGUAAUCAAAAGUAUCUGGA